Messenger RNA from Ruditapes philippinarum (Manila clam), 3555 nucleotides. RefSeq names its product tartrate-resistant acid phosphatase type 5-like. NCBI's taxonomy places the organism in Eukaryota, Metazoa, Mollusca, Bivalvia, Venerida, Veneridae. Gene Ontology annotation, biological process: bone resorption. Gene Ontology annotation, molecular function: ferric iron binding; acid phosphatase activity; ferrous iron binding. The coding region runs from base 58 to 963 and encodes 301 amino acids. The transcript is spliced from 5 exons. The record is from RefSeq and is a predicted model, not a curated record.
UUAUAUUGACUAACAUUGGCAGGUUGUUAUGGACUGGACAGCCUGCGGUUCCUGGUAAUGGGUGAUUGGGGUGGUCUGCCUUUUUCACCAUAUGACACCCCUGUUGAAGUUGCUGUUGCCAAACAGAUGGCAGAUGUUACAAGUAGGUGCCAAACAAGCUUCAAUCUAGCUCUCGGAGAUAACUUCUACUUCGAUGGAGUAAAAGAUGUAGAUGAUGACAGGUUUAAGAACACAUUUGAAAAAGUGUACAACUAUGAUCAGCUACAAAAUCCCUGGUAUUUGGUCGCAGGAAAUCAUGACCAUAAUGGAAAUGUCUCGGCACAGAUUGCUUACUCACAAAGGUCAAAAAGAUGGAAUUUUCCCAACUAUUACUAUGCUUUGAGAUUUCCAAUCCCAGGGGGAGCUACAGUAGAUAUUGUGAUGAUUGACACAAUAUUGUUGUGUGGUAACACAAGACAUGAUUUCAUUGGUGAUCAACCUAAGGGACCUAAAGAUAUAAAGGCAGCUGAGGAUCAGUGGCGUUGGAUAGAAAAGCAACUAGAGACAUCAAUAGCUGAUUAUUUACUUGUUGCGGGACAUUUUCCAGUCUACUCCAUAGCAGAACAUGGUCCAACUGAGUGUUUACUUGAUCGGCUCAAACCAAUGUUAUAUAAGUACAAAGUUUCUGCAUACUUUAAUGGCCAUGAUCAUAACUUACAGCAUCUGACAAGUAGUGAGGAUGGACACACAAUUGAAUACUUUGUUACCGGGGCAGCUAAUUUUGUAGACACUAGUAAAGCCCAUGAAGAUGAUGUUCCAAAAGAUUCUCUGAAGUUCCACUGGGCAAAACUGGCAGAUCUGGGAGGAUUUUCGUACGUUGAGGCCACGCCCCAGAAUAUGACCAUGACCUAUAUAGAUGGAAUGAGUCACAAGCUUUAUCAACAUUCAUUCCUUCCAAGAAAACUUCACAAAAUUAAAAAUUAGUUUAUCUAAAACACACUGACACUGAAUUGGUGGCAUUAAUAAUGUUGUAUUUCGACCAUUUUCUAAGCGCAAGUUGAGAAAUUAAUAUUUUCUGGUUAAAUCAAAAUUUAUUGACAGUGUAAAUUUUGGAUUUUUUAGCACAAGUUGAAGAACAGCAAUUUUUAUAAUUUUGUAUUUGAUAUAAUAGUUUGACUGGAACAGAUGGGCUAAUUAUUUGUCAAUUUUUAGAUGCCUAUGAUACAGUUGCCAAAAAAUAGAACAUGAAAUGCAUAACUUAACUCUAAUACAUGUGAUGAUGUUGAUUCGAUACAGUGUAUAUUUUUGUGACUUUUUGUCAAGCUUUUAUAAUCAGUCAUUUAGAAAAUCCUGUCCAUUAACUAACAUAUUUAUCAUUUAAGUGUAUUAUAAAUAUGUGCAUAUAUAUACACCAUAGUUCUCCCCAUUAUUUGAUUUUCUUUUGUGAUUGUUAAUAUUGUUUCAUGUGAUAGUAAGUUUGUUGCCAUGGCAAUAUUUCACCAUUUACAAUGUUUAAAACUGAUAGGCAUUAGUACUUGAAGCUGGAGUUUGUUAUGACAAGUAGAUGUCUUAAUAUGACAUUGUUACAACACAAACUCAUUCUAGUGUGAUAUGUAUGUAAUAUUAUUGUUGUUAUUAUGUUGCAGCAGCAGAGAUAAGUGCCAUAUAUAUAUUUUCUCUAUGUUAUUUUAUUGAACAAAUGUAUAUUUUCAAAGAAUUAUUUUAUAAUUUUGCACUAAAUUUACAUAAUUUUAUGUGUGUUAUGGUGUGUGAAAUGGAGACCUUCCACCUGUAUAGGGUCAUGUUUAUGUGUAUAUUUCUGAUAACAGUGUAUUUUUCUUGCACCUUGCUGAUGUUAUUACAAGGACUUCAUUUCUAAUUUUGCAACUAUUCAUUAUCAGAUUUGGUUAUAUCAAUUCAAAAUUUUGAAGUUGGGGCAGUCAAUAGUAUAAAAUCUGGUUGGACUGAUAUGAUGUGCAAGCAAGCUAGCCUAACUCCAUACUGUGUGCAUUAAGGCUGCUCAUUUUUUUAUUCCAGAAUUCAAGGAUAAAAUGCAAUCUGUGUAAUAGAUUUUAGUUAAUAAGGAAACAAAAUAAUGAAGUUUAAAAUCAAUUUACGUUUAUACUUAUGUGGUAAAUCAAAACAGGGUGUUUUUAACCUAGGUGUGCCUUUCUAAAACAGGUUGCAAACGUCCAAAGUUUUGCAAAUUAAGGUGUUGGUCUGCUUCACAAAGAGAAAGGUUAACAAUUUAUUUUGUUUUGUGUGAAAGUAAUCUAGCAAAAUAAAUCUUAUAAAUAAAAUUUUGCAAGAAAAAUAUUGUUAAGAUUAUUUUCAUAAACUAAAUUGUUCCAAAAUGUUUGAUGCUUUUUUUCUCUUUUUAUUCGCUGCACUGUAUAGGUCAUUUAAUGAUAAAGAAAUACUCAGUACUGGUACAUGUAUUUGUUUUUGUUUGUUUUUGUUAGUACUUUAAAAGUAACUAAAUAGACUGAGAUGUACAUGUAUAUUGUUUUAAUUUGUUAGUUUUAAACAUUAUUUAUUGAAGUGCAAAUUGUGAAGAAAAAACCUUGUAGCAUAUUUGAACAUUUUCAAAACCUCCACUCUAUAAUUUGUUACUGAUUUUAUAUUGAAAGUUUAUUGUAAAUAUUGUGAAAAUAAUGACAAAUUAUACAUUCCUUAACUUGAAUUAUCCUACAUAUAGCAUUUUUUGUCUGUGAUAAUAAAAGAAACCAGUGCUGUUCAAGAAAAAUGAUCUAAUAUUGCCUGAAAUAAUGUGUUUAGUAGAAUCAGAAGAUCUCCCUUACUUGUAAAAUUCAGAAUCCACCGCAUGAACUUAGCUGUGUUGAUUUGAUAGGAAUUCCAACCAAAAAUAUAGAAAUACACAAUAUUGUAUAUUAUUAUAUAUAUAUAUUUAUAAGACAAGUUUAAGUUAUACCAUCAUGGUGUAGAAACAAGUACACUUGAUGGAAUAAUAUUUUGCAUGUGAAGUUGGAUUGAACUGUUAUAAAUGUUAUUGAAAACUCGAGCACUUUUAAAAUGGAAUUAUCCUGAUUUUUUAGGUCUUUGUAUAGGGGUACCCCUAUGAUAUAGUUUGUAAAAUUAUAUAAUAUUUCAUAUCUGUUCACUAGGUAUAGUUUUGAUACGAUUUUUGUGUUGUUUUUCCAGAGAAAUGAAAGAUUGAAAUUCAAUAUUUGCUGCAGUAUGCAAAAUUUAAAUACAUAAGGGAAUUGCUCACCUUGCAAUGAAUAAAAUAUCAAAAGAUAACUCUGGGUGUGCGUUGCUGUGCAGUGUUGUUAUUUAUUUGUCUAAAACCUUGUAAAUUCUGUGUUAAACAGGGUUGAAUUCUGUGAUCAACUUUUUGUUCUAGAUUAAUGACAUUGCUUUAUGCAAAAAAAAAAAAAUUCUGAAAUGUUUAGUGUUACCAAAAAACAACUUGACACUUGCAUGGUAAUAAAUUCUGUACAACAAUUUUAUGAAAUAUUGUACUCAUAUUUAUACGCUGUAUGUCUGAUUAUCUUUGCAAAUAAAUCAUUAUAUAAUGCAUGAAAUGUUUAUUUUCGAAUAAAGAUAUUUACACAA